ACUACUUCCGGGGGUCAUUGCCGUGCAUCGUUUUUCCCUGAGCAGCUCUAUUUUCAGUUUCAACUUUUAUACAUAUUUGCUUGUUUACCAACACAAUGUCCCGAGGGUCGAGUGCAGGAUUUGACCGACAUAUUACCAUAUUCUCUCCAGAGGGCAGACUCUACCAAGUCGAAUAUGCAUUCAAGGCUAUCAAUCAAGGUGGCCUUACCUCAUUAGCUAUCCGAGGACAAGACUGUGCAGUUGUCGUCACACAGAAGAAAGUUCCAGACAAGCUUCUUGAUGCCUCCACAGUCACACACCUAUUCAAAAUCACAGAAAACAUUGGCUGUGUCAUGUCCGGAAUGACGGCUGACAGCAAGUCUCAAGUCCAGAGAGCUCGCUACGAAGCAGCCAACUGGAAGUACAAGUAUGGCUAUGAGAUCCCAGUGGACAUGCUGUGUAAGAGGAUGGCUGACAUCUCUCAGGUGUACACACAGAAUGCUGAGAUGAGACCUCUGGGUUGCUGCAUGAUAGUGAUUGGUGUGGACGAGGAGUGUGGUCCCCAGGUGUAUAAGUGUGACCCUGCAGGAUACUAUUGUGGCUUCAAGGCCACUGCUGCUGGUGUCAAACAGACAGAGGCCACCACCUUCCUGGAGAAAAAGGUCAAGAAGAAACUGGACUGGACCUUUGCGCAAACAAUCGAGACUGCGAUAACUUGUUUGUCUACGGUACUGUCCAUUGACUUCAAGCCCUCCGAGCUAGAGAUCGGUGUCAUUACAACGGAAGACCCUAAAUUCAGGAUCCUGACAGAGACCGAGAUCGAUGUCCACCUUGUGUCCCUGUCAGAGCGAGAUUGAGUGUUUCCAUGUGUUCCAGUCUAGAGGGGAGACUACCCUAGAAAUAUGACAGAACACUACCACUGAUCUUCAGAACGAAAGCCCUGACUGAUCUUCAGAACGAAAGCCCUGACUUCUUUUUUGCUGUACAUUUACGCUGUUCAAUUAAAGAGAAUGUUUUCGAGAAACUCAAA
Molecule: messenger RNA, 1009 nt
Organism: Oncorhynchus masou masou (cherry salmon)
Lineage: Eukaryota; Metazoa; Chordata; Actinopteri; Salmoniformes; Salmonidae
Product: proteasome subunit alpha type-6-like
Exons: 7
Coding region: 96-836 (246 amino acids)
Biological process (GO): proteasomal protein catabolic process; ubiquitin-dependent protein catabolic process
Cellular component (GO): cytosol; proteasome core complex, alpha-subunit complex; proteasome core complex
Source: RefSeq, a predicted model, not a curated record